CGUAUGGCCUUCCUACAAUUCGAAAACUCUGUUGAAGACUGCUUGAAAAGAAUGGCAUCAGAGAGCACAUUCGACCAUUGGCAACGCGUCCAUGCAAUGACAAGAAGAUUGGCAGACGUGAAACAAACUGCCCAACAGCUACGAAUGAAGACAGAAAAGGAAUUAGGGGAAAGGUUCACCCGGCUAGAAAAGCUGAAGGCUAGUUACAAACUCCCAUUGGGAGUUUCCUACUGCCAAAGUGAAGCCCAGUUCGAGCAAGAAUAUCAAAGAUUGUUCGGGAAUGAGAGCGAGAUAUCCAUGGACCUAGAAUGGACACAGGAGGAAGGUCCAGUGGGCUGGCGAGCCAGUGUUUUCCAACGGAUACGGGAUUUUUUUGGCCUGAUGCCGCCACGCAUCAGGACCAUUCAAAUUGCCCAAUCAUCAGGGGUAAUAGUGUAUCAAAUAUGCACUCGUACUUGCCCUCAGAAAGUAAAGGAAAUCCUCCUUGCAGAGGAUAUCACGAAAUUCGGAGUUGGCAUCCAGUCUGACGUAAAUAUGGUGCGCGAGGUUUGGGGUCUGGGAGUCUCGAAUGCGAUGGACAUUGGAAGCAUCGCCCUCGAAGAACACCCGAAAAGGUGGCAACAGACCAAGGCUCUCAACCAACAACCUGGGAUGCAGAAGCUGGCUGUGGUAUAUCUAGAUCGGCGGAUAGAAAAACACAGUAACAACUUUCACAGUGGCUGGAGUGCACCAGUUCUAUCCGAAAAGCAACUGGAAUAUGCCGCAAUCGAUGCCUAUGCUUCAUACCAAAUCCUUGAGAGGAUCAGGGUGGAAGAAGAUGGGGAAGCUAUCCUAUAAAUCCUGCCACUACGCACACAGUGGAAUGGUGCUCUUGCAACCCUAUUUUCUUUACAACGAUCAAAUUUGACAAAUUCUCAUUUAUACAAUAAGAUGAAGAUACAGCCGUAGUUUGG
Cantharellus anzutake is the source of this 953-nucleotide messenger RNA. RefSeq names its product ribonuclease H-like domain-containing protein. Bases 4 to 837 code for a protein of 277 amino acids. Gene Ontology annotation, molecular function: nucleic acid binding; 3'-5' exonuclease activity. Gene Ontology annotation, biological process: nucleobase-containing compound metabolic process. Lineage: Eukaryota; Fungi; Basidiomycota; Agaricomycetes; Cantharellales; Hydnaceae. The transcript is spliced from 5 exons. The record is from RefSeq and is a predicted model, not a curated record.